Molecule: messenger RNA, 2322 nt
Organism: Rhinolophus ferrumequinum (greater horseshoe bat)
Lineage: Eukaryota; Metazoa; Chordata; Mammalia; Chiroptera; Rhinolophidae
Gene: GATAD1
Product: GATA zinc finger domain containing 1
Exons: 5
Coding region: 182-994 (270 amino acids)
Biological process (GO): regulation of DNA-templated transcription; chromatin organization
Cellular component (GO): nucleus
Molecular function (GO): sequence-specific DNA binding; zinc ion binding
Source: RefSeq, a predicted model, not a curated record
GGUGGAAUCGGCUUCCUGCCUCCAGGGGGCAGCGGCCGGGGACGGGUCCUAACGUGGAUAGCUUGGCGCCCGCGCCGCUCUUACAGUCGGUGGACGUGACGGGCCGACCAGUGGGCGGCCAGGGCCGGCGGUCGCCAUUCCCGUGUCGCUGCGCCCGCGGGGGCCGCCCGAGUCGGCCACGAUGCCUCUGGGCCUGAAGCCCACCUGCAGCGUCUGCAAGACCACGUCGUCCUCCAUGUGGAAGAAGGGCCCGCAGGGGGAGAUCCUCUGCCACCACUGCACGGGCCGGGGCGGCGCGGGCGGCGGGGGCGGCGGCUCGGGGGCCGCCAGCGGGACGGGGGGCAGCAGCAGCGGUGGGGGCUUCGGCGCGGCGACCUUCGCCAGCACCUCGGCCGCUCCUCCGCAGAGCAACGGGGGCGGGAGCGGCAAGCAGAGUAAGCAGGAAAUUCACAGGAGGUCUGCUCGGCUCAGAAACACUAAAUACAAAUCGGCUCCAGCUGCUGAAAAGAAAGUUUCCACUAAAGGAAAAGGGAGAAGACAUAUUUUUAAAUUAAAAAAUCCCAUUAAAGCUCCUGAGUCAGUUUCCACCAUAAUCACUGCCGAAUCGAUCUUCUACAAGGGAGUAUAUUACCAAAUUGGAGACGUUGUUUCUGUGAUUGAUGAACAAGAUGGAAAACCUUACUAUGCUCAGAUUAGGGGUUUCAUCCAGGACCAGUACUGUGAGAAGAGCGCGGCUCUGACAUGGCUUAUUCCCACUCUGUCCAGCCCCAGGGACCAGUUUGAUCCUGCAUCCUAUAUCAUAGGACCAGAGGAGGACCUUCCAAGGAAGAUGGAAUACUUGGAAUUUGUUUGUCAUGCACCCUCUGAGUAUUUCAAGUCACGUUCAUCACCAUUUCCCACAGUUCCUACCAGACCAGAGAAGGGCUACAUAUGGACUCAUGUUGGACCUACUCCUGCAAUAACUAUUAAGGAAACAGUUGCCAACCAUUUGUAGUUUAAAAAGAAAAACUGGAUUUCCACUUACCUUUUAUUCUUUAAUGAAAUAAAGAUAUGCCACAUGUUUCUUUAAUGAAAUUCUUAGAUGGAAAAAUUACAAAAAAGUGUUUUCCUACUACCCAGUAAUCAUUAGCUCAUUUAUUACUAGUCAUUUGGAAAACUAAAAAGGAUAGAAAAGAUUAAAUAUACUUUGAAGUUAAAUAUUACAUUAUGUGUAUCUUCCCAGGUAAAGGCUGUAAUUUCCAGGGAGACCAUUAGGAACAUAGUGUCUAUUUUUCUCCAUAAUUUAUUUCUAGAAACUCAUAAGGUGGAUUGUAUUUUCUUACCAGAACAAAAAAUUAAGGUUUGGAUUUCUGACCAAGAACUGGACCAAAUAAAAUGUAGCUGUGACCAACAGUAUCUAUCACAAAGUUAUACAAGCUUUAUUUCUCAUCUAGAAAAUACUAUGGCAGACUGUUGGCUGCUUUAACCUUAAGGAAAGUGGGUUUUUUAUUAGCCCAGGCUUUUUAAAACUUUCAUCUAAUUCUUCUGUAGCAAGCGGAUUCAGAAUCAUUUUGUUGAUCUUAAUAUCACUUCUCACAUACCUUCUCAGUCAAAAUGAAGCUUCCAAUCCAUAAAAUUGUAUACUGCAGUCAGCUUCACUGAAAGCACACAGGAAACGUACUAUUCAGGCAUCCCACUUGGUAGUGUCUUGACUACCAUUAGAACAACCAUUGGGCAGUCAUAAAAAUGAUUAAUAGGUUAACUAUAAUUGAAAAAUAUACCCUUUCUACUUAUAAAAAUAAAAGUUGGCUGUAAGACAAAAUUUUUUUAAAAUUGUUUAAAAAUUAAAACAAAAUUACCAAUAAGUUAUUAGCUUUGAUAUCUUUAAAAAGUCUACUUGCUGUGGACUCGUAAUAACGGGCCUAAAACAAUGCCUUGGACUUAGAAAGCCUGCUAUAUAUGAAAUUAUCUGGAAUUCUACAGGUUUCUUUCAAGUGCAAGGUAGGGAGCAACAGUGUGAAAAUGGGAAGAAGUGUAGAUGGCACAACUUGCCUCCUCUUCUAUCCUGACUUAAGCAGUAUUUUUCAAUCCCAGGAAAACUUGUCAGAAUCUAAUUUAAUCAUAAUGAUUUUGCAUUUUAGCACAUUUAGCUGUUACCCUUUUCUAUACACUUACGGUUUGUGUGUUGGAAAGAAGCAACUGUGGGUAGUUCUGUACACAUAGCUCUCUGUAUAUAGUUAUCUCUCUGUUCACAAAUAUAGUAAAAUUGAGUGUAAAUACCAUUGUAAAUAACGAAAUGUUAAUGUUCAAACUUUUGGAUUAAAAUGUAUUUUUCACAAUGUA